UUUCCCGCGGUGUUGGUGUUGGGAAGACCCCGCCCGCGUUUCUCCUCCCGUGCCCCAGCGGAGAGAGGCCGGGAGAGCGGGCAGCACCUCCCCGGCGCACCGCGUGCGGGCUCGGCUCGGCGCGGCCCGGCACAGCACGGCACGACUCGGGCGUUCGCCCCCGAUAAUGCAGAGCUACAAGUACGACAAGGCGAUCGCGCCGGAGAGCAAGAAUGGGGGCAGCCCGGCGCUGAACAACAACCCGGCCAAGGGCAGCAGCAAGAAAGUCCUGCUCAUCUGCCUCGACUUCCUCUGCCUCGUCAUGGCUGGGCUGCCCUUCCUCAUCAUUGAAACAAGCACAAUCCAGCCCUAUCAGCGGGGCUUCUACUGCGACGAUGACAGCAUCAGGUACCCACUGAAGUCAAUGGAGACAAUCAAUGACGCAGUGCUGUGUGCUGCAGGCAUCCUCAUUGCCAUCCUUGCUAUCAUCACAGGCGAGCUCUACCGCAUCCACUACCUGAAGGAGAAGUCACGCUCCUUUAUCCAGAACCCUUACGUGGCAGCUCUCUACAAGCAAGUAGGCUGCUUUGUUUUUGGCUGUGCCAUCAGCCAGUCCUUCACAGACAUUGCCAAAGUGUCCGUUGGGCGCUUGCGGCCACAUUUCCUUGAGGUUUGCGACCUGGAUUUCUCCACCAUCAAUUGCUCAAAGGGGGUUUACAUCCAGAACUACACCUGCAGGGGAAGUGACAGCAAGGUCCAGGAAGCCAGGAAAUCCUUUUUCUCUGGGCACGCAUCCUUCUCCCUCUACACCAUGCUGUAUUUGGUGUUCUAUCUGCAGGCCAGGUUCACGUGGAAGGGCGCUCGCCUGCUCCGUCCCCUGCUGCAAUUCACACUUAUCAUGAUGGCAUUUUACACCGGCUUGUCCCGUGUGUCGGAUCACAAGCAUCAUCCCACCGACGUGCUGGCAGGCUUUGCACAGGGAGCCCUGGUGGCUUACUGCGUGGUGUUUUAUGUCUCUGACCUCUUCAAGCCCAAGCCCAAGACCUGCCUGCCACCACCCCCCAUCCGGAAGGAGAUCCUCUCACCUGUGGACAUCAUCGAACGCAAUAACCAUCACAACAUGGUGUAGGCCUUUGAGCGAUCGGAUUGGUGUUGUAUUUUAUUUUUUAUUUUUUAUUUUUUGCAAAAAUGACUGCUGACAGCAACUACCUGCUGCUCUCAAAUCUCAUCAGACAGUAGAAUGUAGGGAGAGACUUUCUUGCCCGACCAGUAAAGUCUUACUCUGUGGUCUUUUUUCAACUCGCGACAUAUGGAGGAAAGGAGUGGUGAUGAUCAACUAAAAGCAACAGUGAGAAACAAACACCCAGCAAAAAGCCGAGCAAGCAAAGAGGUGCCGGAGUUCUGGAUGUGCAAUUGGUUUGAGUGUUCAUGUUGUAGUGAACGCCAAAUUGUUCAUAGCAUAAAGAACAUUAAGGGAUUUUGGAAAGCUGGCCAUCUUGGGGGUUUUUUUAAUUAUUAUUUUUGACGAUGAAGAUUUCUAAUGCAGGCAAGGAAAAAAAAAAAAACAACUCGCAAAUUAUAUGGCACUAAAUACGAGCAACAGCACUGAGUCAAGAUCUGGGAUUGGUUUGUAAGAGUUGCUAUUUUUUUCUUAUUUUGGAUGCUAGUUUGUUUCUGCCUCCUGUUUUCCAUACUGUGACUUAGCAUAGAAGGAGCUUGCCCAGCCAAGGAUCUCUGGAGGGUCUCUGUUCAAACCACACACCUUUCACAAACAGUCCUGAGAUGCACGGCGAGGCUGAACAAAUGUACCCUCGGAUCACAAACCCACAUUUCUUCCUUCCCUCUCGCUUCCUGGCGAGGCUUCAUCCUGAGCCAACCGGGCGUGCGCAGCAGCUGCAAAUGGCCCUUAAAUGGAAAAGAGCAUCCUCUGCUUCCCGGUCCUCCCCCCCUCUGAAUGGCAGCAGGCGUUCUGCACGCUCACAGUUUGGGUAGCGGCGGCUUGGCUGGAGACCUGUUCGCACUUCGACCUCAGGGCUGAGUCCUGGGGAACCUUGAAUUCUGCCCUUUUGGGACGGGCUGCUGGGCGGCACGUCCCAGCCUGGGUGUCAGUCUGUUUGUACAUCCCUCCCUCCCCCCUAUUUCUCCCAUUGGCAUCCUGGUGCUCUGCUUGGUGACACCAGUGGGAAGCCAGCUGUGCCUCUACCCAGUGUGAUUUGUAGGAUUUUUAUUUUUUUUUUCCCAGAAACCACAAGUUUUUGGCUUGCAGAUCUUUCACAGAACGCGUUUGCAAAGGGAUCACACAAAGCAUGCAGAAUGGCCAUUUGCACAUCCUUCUUACAGAAUCCGUCCUAUCAUUUCAACUACAGCAAGCUAUGAUUUUUUUAUAUAUAAAUAUUAUAUAAAUAAUGUAUAAAACCUUAAAAAUUAACUAUGUAAAAUAUUAUUUCUGAAACAAUUUUAGAUAUAUCCACUAUGACUAUAAACUGUGUCCUGACCUGUGUUAUUUACAUUUUGCUGCUUAAAGAAGCAUUGAAUUAAUUUUUUUAUAGUCGACUAAAAUAUUGUAGUUCUGUGGUAGUAAUAUUUUAAUGAAAAUAACUACAAUUAGAGACAUUUGUAUAAAAAAAAUCAUUAAAUUGUCUGUAUUUUUGUAAUGUUCCAUUUUGUAAAGAGAAGAAUAUUCAAAGACUUUUGUAGAAUACAAAAUGAAAGUUUGUAUCUGCGAAAUUAUUGCUGUAUAAAUGUGCUUUUUAAAUAAAAGCUCAUAACACAACUAAAUAGCCCAGUGUGCCUUGCAUCCUGCUUUUGGGUUUGAGCCCCUAUGGGCUCUGCUGGGAAAAUGGGGGUCACUCUUUGGGACUCAGUACAUGGGGCCAGUUGGAUGCAAGGGAUCCAAUGCCACUGUAGAUGGAUGUGAGAAGGACCCACCAGCUCCUGGCUGGGAAGGAUGUGAUGGAUGCAGUCGUUGGUUUGCAUUGA
Messenger RNA from Phasianus colchicus (ring-necked pheasant), 2958 nucleotides. RefSeq names its product phospholipid phosphatase 3 (gene PLPP3). Gene Ontology annotation, cellular component: plasma membrane. The record is from RefSeq and is a predicted model, not a curated record. Lineage: Eukaryota; Metazoa; Chordata; Aves; Galliformes; Phasianidae. Gene Ontology annotation, biological process: phospholipid metabolic process; phospholipid dephosphorylation; cell-cell adhesion. Gene Ontology annotation, molecular function: sphingosine-1-phosphate phosphatase activity; phosphatidate phosphatase activity.